AUGGAAGAAAUCGGUAUCGUGUUGCCGGAAAGGGAUGAUAGUCAAGAUGCUAAACCAACUCUUCCUAAUUUAAACAAUGUAGAAGCAUGUUUAGACAGUUUAGAUCAUUAUUCUAGAUACAAGCGUUUACAAAGGUAUCUAGAAUUUUUGACUGUGCAAGAAGAAUAUAUUAAAGAUGAACAACGGAAUUUAAAAAAAGAAUAUUUACAUGCCCAAGAAGAAGUCAAACGUAUUCAAAGUGUACCACUUGUAAUAGGUCAAUUUUUAGAAGCGGUAGAUCAAAAUACUGGUAUUGUUGGGAGUACUACUGGGUCAAAUUAUUAUGUUCGUAUUUUAUCUACCAUUGACCGUGAAUUACUCAAACCAUCUGCUAGUGUUGCAUUACAUAAACAUAGCAAUGCUUUAGUUGAUGUAUUACCCCCCGAAGCAGAUUCUUCUAUAUCAAUGCUUCAGGCUGAUGAAAAACCUGAUAUCCAGUAUGCUGAUAUUGGAGGUAUGGAUAUGCAAAAACAAGAAAUUCGAGAAGCUGUUGAAUUACCUCUGACACAUUUUGAACUAUAUAAGCAGAUUGGUAUUGAUCCACCUCGGGGAGUUCUAAUGUAUGGUCCACCAGGGUGUGGUAAAACUAUGUUGGCAAAAGCUGUAGCUCAUCACACUACUGCUGCUUUUAUUCGUGUUGUUGGUUCAGAGUUUGUUCAAAAAUAUUUAGGAGAAGGUCCACGUAUGGUGCGUGAUGUCUUCCGUUUAGCUAAGGAAAAUUCACCUGCUAUAAUAUUUAUUGAUGAAAUUGAUGCUAUUGCUACUAAACGAUUUGAUGCUCAAACUGGUGCUGAUCGUGAAGUUCAACGUAUAUUACUUGAAUUGCUUAAUCAAAUGGAUGGUUUUGAUCAAACAACUAAUGUUAAAGUGAUAAUGGCUACUAAUCGAGCUGAUACUUUGGAUCCAGCUUUAUUACGGCCUGGUCGUUUAGAUCGAAAAAUUGAAUUUCCUUUACCUGAUCGUAGACAAAAACGUUUAGUAUUUUCUACUAUAACUGCUAAAAUGAAUUUAAGUGAAGAAGUUGAUUUAGAAGAUUAUGUUGCUAGACCAGACAGGAUUUCUGGAGCUGAUAUUAAUGCAAUUUGUCAAGAGGCUGGAAUGCAUGCUGUUCGAGAAAAUCGUUACAUUGUACUACCAAAAGAUUUUGAAAAAGGAUACAAAAACAACAUAAAAAAGGAUGAAUCUGAACAUGAAUUUUACAAAUAAGUUCAAAAUUAUUAAUUAUAAUUUUAUUGAAAUAAUAUACAAAAACA
Sipha flava (yellow sugarcane aphid) is the source of this 1292-nucleotide messenger RNA. RefSeq names its product 26S proteasome regulatory subunit 6B (gene Rpt3). The transcript has 6 exons. Gene Ontology annotation, cellular component: proteasome regulatory particle, base subcomplex. Gene Ontology annotation, molecular function: proteasome-activating activity; ATP binding; ATP hydrolysis activity. The record is from RefSeq and is a predicted model, not a curated record. Gene Ontology annotation, biological process: proteasome-mediated ubiquitin-dependent protein catabolic process. The coding region runs from base 1 to 1245 and encodes 414 amino acids. Lineage: Eukaryota; Metazoa; Arthropoda; Insecta; Hemiptera; Aphididae.